This is a messenger RNA of Medioppia subpectinata, 372 nucleotides long. Lineage: Eukaryota; Metazoa; Arthropoda; Arachnida; Sarcoptiformes; Oppiidae. The record is from the annotation of a GenBank genome assembly.
UCCGAGUCCCACAGAUUCUCCAAUGUAUUGGUGUUGGUCUGUAACGGAAGGGCACCUCUACUGCUGGCCGCCGACGACGAAAUGGGAGCCCGGUCGUGGUUGUUGGCCCUGGACCUGACCGCCCAGAGCCGCAACACCGAUACGGGCCAAAUGUCGGUGAUGAGCACGAGUGCCAAAUACAUGUGGAAUAACAACUCGUGUCAAAACACAGUGUGUACGACACACUCGGACCGUCACAGCCAUCAUCACACGGCCGGUCAUCACACACACCACCAGAACUCCGAGUCCGACGACAGUACAAACGGGUCGGCCUGUAGUUGCGCUCCGGCUUUCGUACGCGAGUCGUCCGGUUUCUCAGACCCGACGCACGGC